UUUUCGAAAGUCGCCGAAAUGGCGUCGGCGAAAAAACGAGUGGAAAUGGCGAUGGCAUCGAAAGCGAAACUUCAAACAACAACAAUGACGAGUACUCCUCAUGUACAGAUUAACACACAUGUUGAUGAUCCACAAAAAUCAUUAGAGGAGCUUUUUACGGAGGGUAUGCGAACACACGGGAAACAUUUUGAACGAAAAAAGCCGAGUGUGCCAGCAUCAUUUAAUCAGCGACCGGUGUCAUCAUUGAAACCACAUGUUUCUUCUGCCGAAGGGUCAAGUGAUGAUGGACUUGGCUCUAGUGGCCGGCAAACUUUAAGUCCAAGUUCGGUCUCAUCCACACAACUCAAUACAUCUUAUCAAGGACCUUAUCAUCCUAGGCAAAGUUCUGCACCUGCUUUAAUCAAUUACGAAGAUAACAUUGAGCAUCACUCCAGUCGCUUGACAUCUGGUGUAGCACAUGCGCCUUCUAAAUCAUUAAGUGUUAUGGCGGUAUCGAAUGUUGGUGAACAAUAUCAAGUUGCAUCUCAUCGCGCUGCAAAAAGCUGUGACCUGGAUUGUGAACCUAGCAAACAUUUCGAACAAAAUUACACACCACAAGGACAACCCUAUUUUGUCGAAAAUGCAACAGAAGUUACUUACUGGAAUGAACCACGCGCUAAAAGUCAAUCGUUAGACCCAAUGGCUUUGGUAGCCAACGAAAGUUCAAUGAUAGAAAGACAACAACAACAACAACAACAACAACAACAACAACACCACCAACAGCAACAACAGCCUAUUUUACAGCCUACGGCACCUGUGUCGCAGACUGAACCGGACGAUGGUUUAGGACCUUUACCGGAUGGAUGGGCAAAACGUUAUGAUCAGAACGGUGAAGUUUACUUUGUAGAUCAUAAUAGUCGUGAAACAACCUGGUAUGAUCCCAGAAUACCACCACAAUUACAAGAAGAACGAAUAUGGCAAAGGCAUGGAUGUACAAGACAGAAUGCAGAUCAAAUUAGGAGAAAUGUUUAUGAAGUACCACAGGAUGAUUCAUCAGUUCGAAGGCAGCAGUUGCAGAUGGAACGGCGUGGUAUGCAAGAACGCCAACAACAGCUUUACAGACAGGGCUGGAUUGGGCCACCAUGGCAGCAGACCGCUCAACAGCAACAACAUCAACAGGCUCCAGUACCUUCGUUAGUACAGCAACAACCUGAAAUUCCUGCGGUUUCUGGUUACAACGAAUAUUACAUGUCCGGUCAAACAGUUGGCAAUGACUUUAUCGGAAGAACUCCAUACUAUGCUCAUAAUAGGAAUAUAUCGAAUGAUUCAGCUGUAGACAAUACAAUGGAAAUCGAUUAUGUAAGCGUAGGUACCGUAAGUAUGGUUCCGUUACAAAGUGCUCAUGAAAUUGACCCGAAUCUUGUGAGAGAUUUAAAUGCGCAAGAUUUGAAUCCACGUGAUUUCGACCAGUAUCUUCAAUUGAAUGAUAAUCGUUCAUCAGCAGCUGUUGCUAAACCAUACAUAUGA
Messenger RNA from Loa loa (African eye worm), 1506 nucleotides. RefSeq lists its product as hypothetical. The record is from RefSeq and is a predicted model, not a curated record. NCBI's taxonomy places the organism in Eukaryota, Metazoa, Nematoda, Chromadorea, Rhabditida, Onchocercidae. Gene Ontology annotation, molecular function: protein binding; transcription coactivator activity. The coding region runs from base 19 to 1506 and encodes 495 amino acids. Gene Ontology annotation, cellular component: nucleus; cytoplasm. Gene Ontology annotation, biological process: positive regulation of transcription by RNA polymerase II; hippo signaling. The transcript is spliced from 11 exons.